Molecule: messenger RNA, 3111 nt
Organism: Orbicella faveolata
Lineage: Eukaryota; Metazoa; Cnidaria; Anthozoa; Scleractinia; Merulinidae
Product: dynein axonemal intermediate chain 3-like
Biological process (GO): cilium movement involved in cell motility; inner dynein arm assembly
Cellular component (GO): inner dynein arm
Molecular function (GO): dynein heavy chain binding; dynein light chain binding
Source: RefSeq, a predicted model, not a curated record
UGAAAUUGAUCCGGGACAUUGUUAUUCAAAAUGGCGGCAAUUAGGAGGAAGGUACAUAAACUUUUUUGGAAAUAAUAAAAGUGAUUUCUUCCACGAUUUUGCUGCUAUAAUGCCGGAGGAAAGAAUAGAAGAUGCAGACGCUAGCAAUGUUGGUGAAGAAGAAGGCGAAGAAGAGAUUCCGUCGGACAUAAUGCCACUUUUCUUUACGAGUAAAACUCAAGAAAUAUUUGGCUGCAAAGGCGAUGAGGAUGUCACAGAAGAGAAUCCACACAAGCUGAUCCCAAAGGAAACAAUCCUUCAAGAUUUUAAAGACAGGGCAGCUGUUUCAGAUUUUCAUCCAGUUAAGCAAAUCGUUUUGGAUUAUCAAGCUGAUGAACUGCUUGUAGUGUAUGAUCCCUUGUUCAAGUAUGGUCAGAAUUUUUACCUUGCUCUUACAGAGGAAGCCAAGGAGAGGAUCCUGAAUCCUCCUCAAGAUGAAGUUCAAGAUGGAGAAGCAGAGGAAGAAGAAGAAGACUUAGUAUUUACAUUUAGAAAGUUUCCACGAACUCCUCAGCCAUGGCAAUCCUUUGGAAGUGAAACUGAAGUGGAGGAAGAGAAUGUCACUGAAAACAGACCCAAGGUCAAGUUUAGGAUUUCAAGAAAGAGGCGUGAGUUUGGAGUGCCUGUGACAUUCAGUGAUCGAAAUGUGUCUGAUGCUAAAGAUGGCUUCGUAGAAUGCCCUUCAUAUGACGAUGAUAGCUAUGGACUCCUGAAGAAAGAGCUUGACAAAGGCAUACAGGCUGUUCCAGUAUUGACAGAUAUAGGAAAUCAAACAGAAUGGAGAAAACCUUGUAAUGCUGUGACACAGUACGUGGCAAGAACUCUUGAAGAGAAAUCCAAAGAAGAGCUCAAAAGAACAACUGCUGAUAUAAUCACUUUUAUUGAGAAAGUUACCCCAAGGUUUGAGCUGGCUUUACAGCAGAAUGAGAUAUUGGAUGUGUUUUAUGAUGACUACUUAUCCCUGGCAGAUGAUGAAACUACUUUUGGUGCAAAAUCAGACAACUAUUUAAAGGAAUACCAGUCCUUUACUGAUCUUCAGUACAGCAAAGAGAAAACGAUCACAUACAUUCAGUGGCAUCCUGCUAUCAAAGGGAUUAUUGCAGUUUCUUGCGGUGAAGGUCUCUCAUUUGAUGACAGAGUGGAUCAUUUUUCUCGCAUUCUUAUGACAUCGUCCCUGGUUCUGAUCUGGAGUUUCUCAGAUCCAAUUCAUCCCCUGGCACUACUUGAGGCUCCUGAUGAUAUUUUUUCCUUCAAGUUUAAUCCUUCUGAUCCAAAUAUCAUUGCUGGAGGGUGCAUAAAUGGACAGAUUGUUUUAUGGGACAUCACAAACCACAGUGACAGAUUACGUAGUCACAGACAAUCUCAUGGCCAAAGCAAGAAGAAUUCUAUGAAUACUUUGCCUGGAUUUGAAGAUGAAUCAAGCUUUGAUCGAUCACCCAUUAUCAGAUAUUGUGCGGUGUCUUCAAUUGAACACAGCCACAAAACAGUUGUCUCAGACAUCAUAUGGAUUCCUGAUCAUAUGGAGAUUGGACGCAUGGGUGUUGUUGUUGAAAACAAAUCACAGCAGUGCAGUCAGUUGAUGUCAUGUGCUGCAGAUGGCACUGUCCUUGUUUGGGACACCCGCCCUAGUAAGUCUGCGGCACCUGCACAUGCAGCUGGUCAAAACCCAGCUGGAACUCUUCCUACAUUUAAACACUUGGAUUUAACAUGGAAGCCUGUCCUUAGGGUGACUGUGUCUCAUGUAACGGGUGCUGGUGAGUUUGGACCAAGUGUGUUCAGCAUUUCAGAAAGGCAAGGCGCAAGAACAGCAGGUGCAAAAUCAAGUGAAGAAAAAGAGGCAGGUGGGAUAUCCAAUAUAUCCUCCAGUAUAUCUAAAGGCAGGGACCAAGGCAAACCUCUGGAGAAUGUCAGCUCCAAGUUUUUUAUUGGUACUGAGGAAGGUGACUUGGUCUACAUGGAUUGGAAACCUGAAAAGGAUACAGACAGCGGGAAAAUAGUUUCUCCCCGACCUGAGCAGGUGUGGGCAGCACAUGAUGGUCCCAUCACCACCCUACAGAGGUCGCCAUUCUUCAGAGAUAUCAUUCUCACUGUUGGGGGAUGGACAUUUGCAAUUUGGAAAGAAGGCGUGACGAGUGGACCACUUCUUCAAUCAGCGAGUCAUCUUAUGAGACUAACACGAGGGCACUGGAGUCCCUCAAGACCAGGGGUAUUUUUCAUCACGAAGACCGACGGAAAUGUAGACGUGUGGGACCUACUGGACAGGUCGCACGAGCCUUCCUUGACUCAGAACGUUACUGCUGCUCCCAUCACCACAAUUUCACCUCACCAGGUUUCAAGUAAACAACAGCUGCUAGCUGUAGGUGACAGUAUGGGGACACUGCAUGUGAUGGAGGUUCCGUGGAAUCUCAGGCACCCAUCAGCUAAUGAGGCAAAUGCUAUGGAGAACUUCUUCGAACGAGAAGUAAAGCGACUUGCUUUUGUGGAGGAAAGAAUGAAGAUACGAGAACAGGAAAAGAAACAGCUGGACGCUGAAGAAAGCAAACGGCAACAGGAGGGUAAACGUCAAGAGGAGAGUGACGCAGAUGUAGAGGUCCGACAAAGAAUGGAAUAUCAGGAGUAUUUACAGAUGGAGAAACAAUUACUUGAAGAACUUGGCAUAAGAGAAGAAUCUGACGAUCUUGAAGGAACUUAAUAUUAACCUGCCAAACCAAGAUUACGAAACGAUCAUUUUUUGAAAGUUUAUGGCAAGAUUUUUAGUCUGAUAACAAAGAACGCGUUUGGUUACCAAAUGACGUUCUGAUGUAAAUUGUGUACUUUAUCAGUAUUGCUGUAUAUUUUAUGUUUCAGUUGUGUGUUUUCAAAUCCUUGUCUUUGUGCAUACGUCACCUAUUUUCUCUGCUUAUUUGUACGCAGCCUAAUCAAAUCCUCGAACUCCGAAAUACCCGAAAAGUUUCCGAUUAUUGUAUCAACUAAUCAAAACAUUGCACGAGCAAUUCCGAACUCCCCGGACGUACUCACGUCAGCUUCACGUCAUAACAUUUCGUCUUGUUGCUUAGCACCUCUUACGCAAUC